UCCGCGGACGGGAAGGCCGACCGGGAGAUCACGAGCCGCAGCUGCCGAGCCGUGGAAGUGCUACCGCCGGAACAGUGCUUCGAUGUACGACAGGCGACGGGCCGACCGCCAGCUCAAGAUCCGGCUUCUCCAGGCUGAAGUGGUGGAGACUCUCCUGUAUGGGUGCGCCUCGUGGAGCCUAACAGCGGAGCACUACACGAAGCUCAAUGGGACCCACCGCCAGUUCCUUACACGGUGCAUCGACCGGAGUAAGCGGAAACGCUCAGACCGCCCCCUGUGCUAUGCCCAGGCCCUCAUCCAGGCAGGCUGCGAGGAACCCAUCGAGGCCACCGUGCGCAAACGGGGACUGUGUUUCGCGGACUUUGUUAUGCGCAUGGAGGACAGCCGCCUCCCCAAGCGCAUGCUGUUAGGAGCGAUGGCGGGGGGCGUGGAAUACCGGGGCGGGCAGGAGAGCGACUGGGUGUCUCGUCUAGGAGAGGACCUUGUGGCCUUCAACAUGGGAGACGACAAGGAAGGGGGGAAAUGGAAAGAGAGCGUCAAGGACCCGGAGGUGUGGUACAACAAGGUCGAGGAUGGGGCGGCAUGGCGCAUGAGGAAAUGACACAGGCAGGAGGCG
This is a messenger RNA of Ectocarpus sp. CCAP 1310/34, 616 nucleotides long. The record is from the annotation of a GenBank genome assembly. Lineage: Eukaryota; Phaeophyceae; Ectocarpales; Ectocarpaceae.